UCCGGUUGUUUUCUGAACAAAGAGGCUCGUCCGCUUCAUCCCUGUAGCGCUGCAUUAACAGUCGACCAAUCAGAGAGCGAGAAUCCGCCCCGGCCUGUUUAAAUAUUCAUGAGCCGUUGGCGAGAUCACCAAUCAGCGCGUUCCUCAUGAAUAUGUGAGUGCUUAUCGCAGUACACUGGAGUGGAGUCGCUACGGCGCUGUGUGUUUUCUCAAACAGAAACGGGAGGACUGACGGAUACAAGCGACGUGUGUGUAUUUUCUCGGAUAAUAUCGCGCUAAUCAUGCCCGGACAGGCGUCGGUGGCCAUCGGCUCGCAGAAGUCGUCCGCUUUUGUUUUGAAGAAGAUCAUGAAUAUUCCUCCUCCGAACAUACUGGAGGAUCAAGACGACGAAGCCAAAGCCGGCCCCGACCGUGUGACGCCCACUCCGAUCGACCCAGAGGAGAUCGAGGUGAGCGUGGCCUUCCAGCCGGACCUCACGGAUCUGGUGCUGUCCAGCGUUCCCGGAGGAGAGCUCUUCAAUCCACGGAAACAUCGCUUCUCUGUGGACGAGCUCAAACCACAGCCCAUGAUCAAGAAAGCCAAGAAAGUGUUUGUUCUUGAAGAGGCGAAGGAUGAGAAGUACUGGUCGUGGAGGAAGAAGAACAACAUGGCGGCGAAGCGCUCGCGAGACGCCCGGCGUCUGAAAGAGAACCAGAUCGCCGUCCGCUCCUCCUUCUUGGAGCGGGAAAACGCCGCGCUGAGACAGGAAGUGGCCGAGCUGCGCAAAGACUGCGGCCGCUGCAAGAAGAUCAUGCUGCUGUACGAGGCCAAAUACGGCUUGCUGUGAGGGACACGCUUCAGUCUCCCUUAUAAUUCACACCGCAGUUACACAGCCGGGGAUUGUGGGUAAUGCGGCGCCGCGCGGGAGGUCGUGUUUUUAAGAGGAUGUUUGAAGGGGCUAGAAGACACAAAACACAUGAUAACACAAUCAUAACCUUUGACCUCCUCAUACCUCAUAUUCUGCCCUCUCAUUCGGUAUGAAGACGAGAUAAAGUGGCCGAAUGGAGAAGUCGCACAGCUAGCGUUCAAUCUUAGAGCGUUCGGCCGCGGAAAACGUGACUUUUUUUUUUUCACAAGACUAUUUUCAGCUAGUUUUAAGCCUGUUUUUUGCACUUGACACGUCAUCUUAUGUUUGUGUACGAGAGGUUUUUCGCAGAAAACAAGUGCAUGACUCUCGAUACGAAGCGAUUAUUUUCUUUAUUCCACGAAAACGAGUGCGCUUGAAGAGCAAGUGCGAAUCGGACGGUCUGUGAAGGCGGAGUCUGUAAAUAUACGCUUGUAUCCGUCCGCUAGUGUCGUCGUUCUUCCAGAAUGAGCUUACCAUGUGAAAAGCGACACUUCUGUCAUGCAGAUUAACUCUAUAGCGACUGUGCUUCGUUCAAACGCAUCUUCACGGCAGUUAAGCGGGCGCUUAUUGUAACGCGAGCGUCUGCGCUGGAGUUUAACUGUGAGUGACCGAUCAACUGGAUCUGGUUUGUUUUCAGGGUUUAAUCCAGGGCAAUAAUGUGCGAUGCAUCUUGACCUCAGAUUAGAUGUUUCCGAUGAGUGUUUUUUAAAAAAUUUAUUUAAAACUAUUUUUUAGUCGGGCAGCUCAGCAUCCGUUAAAACACAAGCGUAAUGAAUUUCUAUGUAAAAAAAAACUUCUUUUUGUUUUAUUCUUACCAAUGACUGAUUCAUUUUUGCAUUUUUAAUGAAUUAUUAUAAUAAUAAUAAUAAUAAUGCAUUUUUAGAUAAAUUGUUGCAUUGGUAAAACCAUUGUUGCGUGAGCGUGAUUUAUUCCAGUCGAUGACAUUAACGUAAACACGAGAGUCUCACGUUUAUCGCCGGUUUUCCUUACGUUUAGUGUAUUUAAAAACGCAGAAGUAAUAAUCUGCUUCCAGUGUUUAUGGAUUUUGAUAAUUACACUCAUCAUGGUUUGUUUUCAGUGCUCAAACAAAUUCAUGAACACCACAAAGUGUGCUUACAAUUUUAGUUUAUAUAUGUAUUUUUAACAGAUCAAUGUUUUUUACACUAACUAUGGAUAAUAUCAACAACAAAACCAUCUCAAAUCUAUACAUUUCACUGUUGUAUUAUAUAAUAGUUAUAAUAUAUACACACACACACACACACACACAUAUAUACUGCAUUAUAAAAACUCAUAAGUCAUCAAGAUUGUUUAUUUUCAACGGGUUUGAAGUAAAUCUAUUGUACAUUGACGAGUCAUUAGUGCAUGCUGUUGUCAUGGUGAUGCUGUGCAGUGGGCGUGUCCUUCUCUUCCAUAUAUGGAGAUAAAAACUCUUUAUCUGUCACGUUCGUUGAUAGUUUUGUUGUUUUAAACUCUUUUUACUCCUGUUUGAUUUCAUUCUAUAAACCAAACACACAAACCUUUCCUGUCAAUCAGUGUUUAAAAUGUACAAAACGAAGUUUGUGUUUGUUUUUAUAGGCCAAUUUUGUGAUUGAAACUGAAGUGUGAAUUUAGUUUU
This is a messenger RNA of Sinocyclocheilus grahami, 2502 nucleotides long. Its product is annotated as TEF transcription factor, PAR bZIP family member. The transcript is spliced from 3 exons. NCBI's taxonomy places the organism in Eukaryota, Metazoa, Chordata, Actinopteri, Cypriniformes, Cyprinidae. The record is from RefSeq and is a predicted model, not a curated record. The coding region runs from base 282 to 827 and encodes 181 amino acids. Gene Ontology annotation, biological process: regulation of transcription by RNA polymerase II. Gene Ontology annotation, molecular function: DNA-binding transcription factor activity, RNA polymerase II-specific; RNA polymerase II cis-regulatory region sequence-specific DNA binding. Gene Ontology annotation, cellular component: nucleus.